Messenger RNA from Apis dorsata (giant honeybee), 3212 nucleotides. RefSeq names its product glycerophosphocholine phosphodiesterase GPCPD1-like. Bases 376 to 2976 code for a protein of 866 amino acids. The record is from RefSeq and is a predicted model, not a curated record. Gene Ontology annotation, molecular function: glycerophosphocholine phosphodiesterase activity; starch binding. The transcript is spliced from 15 exons. Lineage: Eukaryota; Metazoa; Arthropoda; Insecta; Hymenoptera; Apidae. Gene Ontology annotation, biological process: glycerophospholipid catabolic process.
CUGAACUAUCGUUGUCGUCACUUCCGCGUUCACGACGUUGCCAAAUCGACCAUUAUUUCAUCUGCGAAAGAAAAAGUACUGCGGUGUAGUGUUAUACUUGAGCUGUUUCGUGUCAGUUAAAAGUUAGUUGUGUUGUGUUGUGAAAGAAUAAAUUAUGACAAAUUUGAUAAAAAAUAUAAAGCGACUGCCUUGGGCAUUCGUUAAAUAACACACACUCUUAUACGAGGUGAAUACCAGGCUGCUAAUCAAUCUUUACAAAUAAAAUCUACUGUGUUUUUUCCAUGCAAUAGAAGAUUAGCUGAUGUGAAUUGAACACACCUUGAAACACAGAAAAUUGAAAGAGAAAAACACUGAGAAAAAGAAAACAUAUAUAAUAUGCAGCGGAUGUGGUUUAUAGAGAACAAAGAGGACGGGGAAUACAAGCAGCAAGAGGAGCCACGUGAGACUAACUUCAUCGAGGUGGCAACUGAACAUACAUCAGACAUGAGGGGAUCUAAAAGAGAUUGGAUUUUUAGAGUCCAAGUACAUAAAAUAGAAAAAAAUGAAGUUUUGUAUGUAGUGGGUAAUUUGCCUGAACUGGGUGCUUGGAAUCACAAUCAGGCAAUUCAGUUGUCACAGGAACAUGGCAGUCGGGAUUCUCCUAUACUUUUUGACAGUAAUAGUAGUGGAGAAUUUUAUAGUGACGAUGGACAUGACAAUGCUGGAGAUAAUUCAUUUGGUGAUAUAGAUGAUGAAGGUGGAAGAAUAUUUUCACAAAAAGUUGCACUUCCCAUUGAUGCUGAUGUAGAAUUCCGAUAUUUUGUUGCUGUCAUCUGUCAUUCUAAUGGUACUAAAAAUUCGGCCAAGACUCUUAUUAUUCGUAGAUGGGAGACUCAUAUGACACCACGCUUUAUUAAGAAAAAUACACCUAGCAAUUUUAGUAGUGACACAUUGCCUGAUCCAGACAAAUUUGGUUAUUAUAAUGGCUACUGUAAAAUUGAACGAGGCUGGUUGACCGAUGAAACUGUGAUACAAUUUAAGCUUUUUAAUAAUCCAAUUAAGUUAUGGAAAAAUCGACUACAAAAUAGAAAAGUUCACAUUAAAAUGACACCUGUAAAUUUAAUUAGACACAAUUCUUUAGAAUUGCAACAAUUUGGUGGUGAUUGUGUAGAUGAUAGUCUUUCUAUGGAUACGCAAGAUAUUAUUGAUCAACCUGCCUUUAGUAUUACAGAAGUUGCGGUAAUGAAUGAUGAAGAAGCUCGUUUCAAGAUACAAGAACAAUUUGGUCGAGCUUACAAUGAAGACGAAUUUAUUAUCUUCAAUGUUGCAGUUCGAUAUCCUGAAACUAUUGCUUAUUUGGUGGACUACUACGUAUACAGCUCAAGAUGUUUUCCAGGAGAACCACCAAGUCAUAUUGGUUUCAGCUAUAUUUUACCUAGUACAUUACAAUCAAGUGUUGGGCUUCUAACAGUACCAAUUACAAGCACAAAGCAUAGACCAAUUGGACAACUUACGUUAGAAUAUGUUGUGAUAAAAUCAAUUCCAGAUUAUCCAUGGGAUAUGAGUAUUUCAUAUGCUAAACAUUGGGAACAACGGUGGUCUGGCCUAGAUGUAGGACAUAGGGGAUUAGGUACUUCUUUUCAAACAAAAAACUGUGCUAAUGUGCGUGAAAAUACAAUAGCUUCUUUAAAGACUGCAUCAUAUCAUGGAGCUGAUAUGGUUGAAUUUGAUGUCCAAUUAUCUAAAGAUCACAUACCGGUUAUUUACCACGAUUUUUAUGUGUCUAUUUCAUUAAAACGCAAGAAACAAAUAGAAGCUAUGGAUAUGCUAGAAAUACCUGUUAAAGAUCUUACAUUAGAACAACUACAUCUAUUGAAGGAUUUUUAUUACCCGGGGGACUCGUUGGGUAAGGUGCUGUAUUUCGUUGAUAAAGCUGAGCAGGGGGUUAACCAACUGGUGUAUCAUGUGGCUGAAGGUCGAGAAAAAAAUCCAAGAUUUUUUGAUGAAGAUUUAGAAGAUCAUCAACCUUUUCCUACCCUUCAAACUGUUCUUCAAGAAUUAGAACAACAUGUUGGCUGUAAUAUCGAAAUUAAAUGGACUAUGCAAUUAAAGGUAAAAAUAAUAAGUUUAUAUACUUAUUUUAAUAUGUAUUUGGACAUUAUAUUGAAAGUCGUUCUAGAAUAUGGAGGAGAUAGGAAAAUUGUUUUUUCAUCAUUCAAUCCAGAUAUUUGUGCCAUGAUUCGUCUUAAGCAAAAUAAGUACCCAGUAGUAUUUUUAACACAAGGUGUAACUUCAAAAUAUCCUACUUAUCAUGAUCCGAGAUGUCAAACGAUACCAAUGGCUGUUAGACAUGCAUUAGCAGCUGAUAUUUUAGGAAUUAAUGUUCAUACUGAAGAUAUUCUUAGAGAUCCCUCACAAGUCAAAUUUGUAAAAGAUGCUGGAUUAAUUAUUUUUUGUUGGGGAGAUGAUAAUAAUGAUAAAGAUACAAUUCAACAUUUAAAGAAACUUGGCUUGCAUGCAGUUAUUUAUGACAAAAUUGAUGAAUAUAAUGCAAAAGAAGUCAAGGAAAGUAUAUUUCUAGUUGAUGCAAGAGAAAAUCAAAAGGCACUAAUUGCUUUAGCACAAUGUAAUCAGAGUUGUGCACCUCAACCUCAAAUUACUAAUUCUCUAAAUUCAGAAAAGGAUUAUUAUAUGGACAUUGAUAAAUCACGAAAUAUGAUCACAACUACAUCAACUACAACUUCAUUUGCAUCUUUUGGUAAGAAUAGUAUUGGUGAUGAUAAUAAUAUAUAUCCAAUGUCAACCGUUAAAUUACCAAGUACAUGUGAUCAUCAGGAGAGCAAAGAGAUCAGUGAAAUGACGAAAGAUUUUAGCGUUUGUGCAAAGUCUUUCGGCCACUCAGUAAAAGCAAAAAGUAUCUCAGACUUAGUUUGCGGUCAAACAACAACAUUAUCAGAGAUCUAUGGAGAGGAUGAUACUGCGAAAGACUGUCUUUGAUGUUUCUCUUUUAAGAAGCCGUUUAUGUCAUGGUUCUGAUUUAGAAAACACUGCUUAGAAAAGACCACAAGAGGAAAAAAAAAGCCGAAGAAAAUGUUUUGUAACUUGUAAUUUACUAUAAUAUUUAGACCAAAGGGGUUAAACAAUUUUAGUUUCCCUAACAGUCCUAGGAUCCAUAACAUUGGAUCAUCUUAACGGCCAUUAUGGAAUAUAUUUAUAUAUUAAUGCACAAGAAA